Onychostruthus taczanowskii (white-rumped snowfinch) is the source of this 2187-nucleotide messenger RNA. RefSeq names its product deuterosome assembly protein 1 (gene DEUP1). Gene Ontology annotation, cellular component: deuterosome; centriole. The coding region runs from base 1 to 2187 and encodes 728 amino acids. Lineage: Eukaryota; Metazoa; Chordata; Aves; Passeriformes; Passeridae. Gene Ontology annotation, biological process: de novo centriole assembly involved in multi-ciliated epithelial cell differentiation; centriole replication. The transcript has 15 exons. The record is from RefSeq and is a predicted model, not a curated record.
AUGCCCCCGCAUCCUUGUGCCCUGCUGGACCCACGGAACCGGGCUGGUCUCCGCAAUAGCAUUGUUCUGGUCGUCCUGCCGAGAGUGUCUUUGCAAGUCAUUGAAGUCACACAACACGGAAUGAUCCAAAACAGAUUUCGGUAUGGAGACCCAGGGCUAGGUUCAAGCUCAGCACCACCUCUGGUUAAAACGACAAUCAGUAUUAUGGAGGAGGACUUAGAAAUGUUCCAGGAACAAGCUGUGACUAAAGCUUCUCCAUGUGAAGUUGAACUUCAGGAAUUAGUGCAUCAAAUUGACAUCAUAGUAAACAGAAAGCAAGUAGAAUGGGAAAGAAAGAUGAGAGCUUUGGAAGCAAAGAUGGAUAUCCAGGAUCAAGAAUUAGCAAGUGCCCAAAGCAAACUGGAUCAAAAAGGUCAAGAGGUGGGACUACUUCAAAAACAAUUGGAAAACUUACAGAAAACUAAAAAUGAAAUGGCUCAGAGUUAUGAAACUCAGCUUCAAGUACUGAAAUCUCAAUUCUCAAAGUUGAUACAUAGUUAUGAAAAGCUACAGUCACAUCAGUUAAAACAAAAAAAGAUCGAAAGUAGAGAAAAAUGUGGGGAAAACCUGGACACAUCAUCUAACCCAAGGAAUUUAUAUGUGAAACUUGAGGAAUUUAAGGCAAAAUCACAAGAAUGGGAGAAGAAUGGGACAACCUGUGUAAAUAACCCUGUUUAUGUAGAUAUGCAGCCCAAAUUAUUGCCCGAGAAAUGUAAUUUAUUUCAGAAGCAGAUCCAGAAUUAUCAACUCCAAAUAUGCAAUAAGAAACAAAACAAAGAAGAGCUAAUUACCUAUACCCAGCCCAAAAGUGGAAAGGAUGAUUUGAUUAUUGAAAAGCUAAAGGCAAUUGUGAAUGAAAUAGCAAGAAACAAGAAUAAACUGGUAGAGGAAAAUAUGAAACUCCAUGAGGAUCUAAAAAUGUACCAAAAUCAAUGCCAGAACAUGGAGGCAGACAUCUCAGACAUGAGAAAUGAGCUUCAGUCAAGGGAUGGUCUCUGGAGAAGGAUACAACUGGAAUGCCAAAAGUUGUAUACAGAAUUAUUGAAAAUCAAAGAGUAUAAAGAUAUGCAGGAAAUUCAAAUAAAGCAUCAAUCGUCUCGUGUUCAGCUUACUGAGCAACUAGAAAAUAAAAACCCUGAGUUAUUGCUAUUUGCAGAAAGUCAAGAACACCAAGAAGAAGAGCUGAACAAGAUAAGAAACCAUAUUUAUCGAGAGGAGCAGUCCCAUUGGUCUGAGCAGGAAAGAAUGAAGACAGAAAUCUCUGACCUGACAGAGGAGCUUCAUCAGAAAGAGAUCACUAUAGCAACUAUCAUGGAGAAAGCUAGUCUUCUGGAAAGACAGUUAAAAAUGGAGUUAGAGACAAAACACAAAUUGUUAACAAAACAGCAGUUGUUGGAAUUCCAUUACCAAGUUAUCAAAUCUGAAAACACACAUCUCAAAGAAAUGGUGGAAAACCAGGAGUGUGAAAGUUGCAUGUGUAUAGAUUUAUGUAACAAAGAACAUGGAAAUUUCACAGCUUCUGUUCACAAAAUGAAACAUGAGAAUUUAAGACUACAAAAUAGCCUUGUUAAACCACAAAAUGACACAGAAACAUCGAUACUGGUUCGCACGGAUGCAUAUAGAGAAACAGAGCACAGCUGCCAAACCCAUUCAAAGAUGCAAGAAAAGGAAGAGAGAUCCUUCCAAAAUGAAGAUUCAUGGGAAGUGGAAUGUCAACAGACUGCUAUGCUCACGGCUGGUGGAUACCACAGAAACUGCAGUCCCGCUUUGUAUGGCCAAGGCAAUAUCACUGGUUCAAAAAGUGAUAGCACUUUAUCUUCUCAUCCACUUCACAGAGGCCAUGAAAAGAAAAUAGAUUAUAAAUCACCAUUACCACCAGCGGGGUAUCCUUUGGGCCUGCCUGGGCCAUUUCCUGAAGUGGGCAGAACAUGCAGCUUUCAGAGCACUGCUUACAAUGCAGAAGAAAUCAAAUUAUCGUCUCCCCCUGAGAUGUCCUUCUUUGCAACAACAGAAAAGUUCCUUCAAGAGGAAGAGAAACACGCAAGAGAAUUUGAAGAACAUUUAAAUUCACACCUUGAAGAGCUGCAAAGAUAUUCUGAAAAUACUAUUAAAAAAUAUGCCAGGAUGCAGCAAAGCAGACAUACUUAA